Molecule: messenger RNA, 3729 nt
Organism: Exophiala spinifera
Lineage: Eukaryota; Fungi; Ascomycota; Eurotiomycetes; Chaetothyriales; Herpotrichiellaceae
Product: urea carboxylase
Exons: 4
Coding region: 1-3729 (1242 amino acids)
Molecular function (GO): ATP binding; metal ion binding
Source: RefSeq, a predicted model, not a curated record
AUGGAGAAACUCAAGACCGUCCUCGUCGCCAACCGUGGCGAGAUUGCCGUGCGUAUAUGCAAGACGGCGCGUAAGCUGGGCAUCCGCACGAUAUCAAUCUACACGCCCGCCGACGCCGCGAGUUCGCAUGUCGGCGCCGCAGACGAGGCCGUCCUCCUCGAGGGUCCCGACACCAAGGGGUACAUCGACGCCGAACAAAUUGUGGCCAUCGCCAAAGCAAAAGGUGCCAAUGGCGUGAUACCAGGGUAUGGCUUCCUCUCCGAAAACACCGACUUUGCACACCAGGUCACGCAGGCCGGCAUGGUCUUUGUCGGCCCAAGUUCCAAAUGCAUAGAGGAUUUUGGGAUCAAGCACACGGCGAGGGAGCUGGCUGCGGAAGCGAAUGUGCCAAUCGUGCCAGGGACGAAAGGCCUGGUAAACUCCGAGGACGAGGCCGUCGACGAGGCCAAGAAGUUGGGGUUCCCCGUAAUGCUCAAAGCCACGGCUGGAGGUGGCGGCAUGGGCCUUCUGGCCUGCAAAGACGAGGCGGAAGUGCGCAGGUCCUUCAAGACGGUACGGUCUCGUGGGGAGACGCUGUUCAAGAAUGCCGGGCUCUUCAUUGAACGGUACUAUCCUUCCUCGCACCACAUCGAGGUACAAGUGUUUGGCAACGGACAGGGCCAAGCCAUUCACUUUGGCGAGCGAGAGUGUUCAAUCCAGCGGCGGCAUCAAAAAGUCAUCGAGGAGUGCCCGAGCCCGUUCGUCGUCAAGCAUCCUGAGCUCCGAGAGAAGCUGGGCUCGGCGGCGGUCCGCCUAGCGGAGUCGAUCAAUUAUGGCUCUGCUGGGACAAUCGAGUACCUUGUCGAUGACGAGUCCGGAGACUUUUUCUUUCUCGAGAUGAACACUAGAUUACAGGUCGAACACGGCAUCACCGAGCUGUGUUACGGUGUUGACCUUGUCGAAUUGAUGUUGAAGCAAGCUGACGCAGAAUUGUGCGGCAAGGGCGGGCUUUCAGGGGGGUAUCUAAAGAGUCUUCAACCGAGGGAACCUAAAGGUGCUGCCGUCGAGGUCCGGUUGUAUGCCGAGAACCCUGCGAAAGACUAUGCGCCGUCUCCCGGAACGCUUCAGCAUGUCUCCUGGAAGGAGAUGCCCGGGUCGAGAGUCGACGGCUGGGUGCACACGGGAACAAAGGUUACAUCUUUCUACGACCCGCUCCUUGCGAAGGUCAUGAUGCACGCUGAAACUCGGGACGAAGCCAUCACAAAACUCGCCGAAAUGUUGCAGGGCUCAAAGGUCCUCGGUCCCGCGACAAAUAUCGAAUUCCUCGCUGAAAUCCUGCAAGACGAGACCUUCAAGUCUGGUCGGACCAUGACGAAGUUCCUUGAGUCGUUCAAAUAUCGGCCUCGUGCGAUAGACGUGCUGCAAGGCGGUGCCUAUACACUCGUUGAAGAUUGGCCCGGUCGUCCGACCAUCGGAAAGGGCUUCUCACACUCCGGGCCAAUGGACCCUGUGGCGUUCCGGAUCGCGAAUGCUCUGGUCGGCAACCCGACUGGAAAGGAGGGUAUCGAGAUCACUCUGAGCGGUCCAGAUCUUAGGUUUCUCGGCGCAGCAAUCGUUGCCGUGUGCGGUGCGCCCAUGGACGUCAAAGUCGAUGGACAGCCUGUCCCGAUGUGGACACGCUUGAAGAUUGCAGCAGGCCAACGCUUGACCAUUGGCAAAACUACAGGCGGCGGGUGUCGUUCUUACCUGGCCAUCUAUGGCGGUCUCCCCGGUAUUGCAACAUGGUUCGGGUCCAAGUCGACAGCGCCCAUGACUGCAGUAGGUGGACUCCAAGGACGCGCGCUCGCCGCUGGAGAUUUGUUGGCGAUCACCAGCGAGCUACCAGAUAUCCAAGGCGAGUUGAAGCUGCCUGAGCACCUGAUCCCGACGUAUCCCGAAGAAUGGGAUCUUUUCUCCAUGCCUGGUCCAUACGACGACGGCUUCAUCACAGAUGACUCAAUCGAGGAGUUUUACAAUAGCACUUUCACCAUCUCUCACAACGCUUCCAGAGGCGGUAUCCGUCUACUGGGUCCAAAACCCAAGUGGUCCCGCAGCGACGGAGGUGAAGGAGGUGCUCACCCAUCCAACGUGAUCGAAUACGGUUACCCUGUGGGUACGCUCAACUGGACAGGUGAUGAUCCAUGUUUGUUCCCCGUCGACGCGCCUGAUUAUGGCGGCUUUGUGUCUGCAACCACCAUCGUCAAAGCCGAUUACUGGCGUAUGGGCCAGAUGAAAGCAGGCAACAAGUUACGAUUUAACAGGAUAUCAUAUGCGGAUGCCAUCGCAAAGAGACACGAAGUCGAGGCAUUCCUGGCAAAGAUCCACGAGGUUUGUAGUGGGAGCGGAAAUUUCGACGACAUCAAACCACUGGUAUACGACAGUUUUCCUGCAUCGACGACGAACAAGGGCUGGGAAAAGGCACUGAUCCAUCAGAUCCAGGAGGACUCGAGCAAACACCAGCCGUUAGUGUCGUACCGUCAGGGCGGCGACGACUUCUUGCUGAUCGACUAUGGUCACGGAUCGUUCGAUUUGAACUACCGAUGUCGGGCGGUUGCUUUGUAUCAAAAGCUGCGUGAGGCCAAAGGAGAUGUGUCCUUUGCGAACGGCGCGUUGCUGACCGGUAUGGCUUGUGGCAAUUCUUUGAUGUUGUAUUUCGACUCGUUGAAGGUGAGUCGGGAUGCGCUGCUGCAAUACCUGAUUCAGCUCGAGAACGAACUGGGGGAUCUGAGUGAGGCCAAAUACCCCAGUCGCAAGUAUACACUGCCCAUCACAUUCAAGAGCAAGAGACAAAAGGAGAGCCUCCAGAGAUACAUGGAGACACAGAGGCCUUACGCGUCGUAUCUGCCAGACCCGGCACAGUUCGUGGCCAAGAACAACGGUUUCACUGAGCAGCAGUUGCGUGAUAUCCUGACCAAAUCGUCCCUGAUGGUGGUUGCGGUGGGUUUCUUCGUCGCACUACCAAUUUGUCUUCCGAUCGACCCGCGACAGCGGAUGCAGUGUCCCAAGAUGAAUCCUUCGAGGGUACACACUCCCGAAGGACAAGUCGGCUGGGGCGGUUCGUGCAUGGCCAUCUACAACGUCGAGUCGCCAGGAGGGUACAUGAACAUCGGCCUGUCGAUCCCCGGUGCAGACAUCCUAGGCUACAAGAAGGGCUACAACUCCGAAAGGCCGUGGCUGUUCGAGGACUUUGACCAAAUCACCUUCUACGAGGUGUCAGAAGAGGAGUACGAAGCGAUGAUGGCCACUUUCCGAAGUGGAAGGUACGAGUACGAGUACGAGGACACCGUUUUCGACAUGAAGGAACACAACAAGCUGCUCAAAGACACCAAGGCCGAAGUGGCGCAGAUCCGAGCAAAGCAGCGUGAAGCCCAGGCUGAGAUGGACAAGAUCGAGAAGGAGCUGCUGGCCAAGUGGAAUCAGGAGAAGGAGGCCGGUAAGAUCAGCAUAGACACGGUGCAUGAUUUGAUGCAUGACCCAGACAUUAUCGCCGUUGAGGCUCCAUUGAACGCCAACGUGUGGAAAGUAGAGGUCAAGGAGGGAGACACCAUCAGGGACGAGCAGACUGUCUCGAUCCUCGAGGCUAUGAAGCUUGAGAUCCCGGUCAAGGCAGAACAGAGCAUGGCCGGGGCAAAGGUGGAGAAGAUGCUGGUGAAGCCGAACGAUGUGGUGCAGGCUGGCAAUCCGCUGAUGCUCUUGCGAAGAGCAAAGUAG